AUGGUGCAAUGGACUGAAGUACCCUCGGCGGACCACUAUUACCUGAUGGUGCGCUCUCAUGACACCGGGGUGAUGUUCAACAAAACCUAUACCAACACGUCCGCAGUGAUGACAAACCUGCAGCCCUCUACCAACUACGACUGCUAUGUGUUCACAAUUAACCAAGCCGGCCGCGGAUCUCCAAGUAAAGUGAGGACCAUCACGACCUUGGUGCAGCCUCCAGCGUUCGUCACCGCAACAGACAUUGGCCAGGGUAUAGCGAGGGUGACGUGGGCGCCGGUAACGGACGUGCUGAUGUACCUGGUCGUCGUCAGGAAUGUUGAUGAACCCACCAGCCUGCCAUUUGUGAAAAAUGUCUCAAGCACAAUGCUGGAUGUUAAUGGCAUCUUACCAUGUACCACCUAUCUUAUAUCCGUGAGCUCAUACAGCAUUUUCUUGAGGCCCAGCGAGCCCAGAGACUUCACAUUCACCACCAACAAGCUGAAACCAAUUCCAUCAGUUUCUGUGGACUACGUCUGCACCAGUGACAGUGCCAUGGUGCAGUGGAUACCUGUGUCUGGGGCCGAGUCGUACCUUGCCACAGCAACAGCCGACGAUGGCACGCAAAUGUCAUGCACCAGCCAGGCCAUCAGCUGUGUGAUCACCGGACUGGGCUGUGAAAGGACCUACAUCGUGAAUGUAACACCUAUAUCAGGGAGCUGCAAGAACAUGAUAAACACCACCUGGGCCACUUUCCACACUGCACCCUGUAUUCCCCAGAAUCUGCAAACCUCAGCUGACUGCAGCUCAGAUAUACUCCACAACACAUGGGACAACGCUGCAGGGGCUCUUCGCUACGUUGUGGAGGCCUAUGGCAACAGGGGAAACAACAGCUACUACAAUUGCACCACAACAUCCAACAGCUGUGCUAUAGCUGGUCUUCACUGUGGAGAGUACUUGAGUAUUUACAUCACAGCUUUUGACGACGAAUGUGCCAGCCCGAGGUCACUGGGGCCUGUUGCUGAGACAGUCCCAUGCGUUCCUCACAAUGUAUCGGCAGUGAAGCAUUGUGGCAAUAACUCCAUCACAAUGACUUGGGGCAGCAGCAGUGCAUUAUUCUACGUCGUCAUGGCGGAGGACAGUAAUGGCGUCAUUCACAUCUGCAACUCCAUGACUUUGACCUGUACGAUCAAGGACUUAAUGUGUGGAACCAACUACACAGUGUACGCCAUUGCCUCCAACUUCCAAUGCAACAGCACUGAGAGUGAGAUGUUGACCGUAGCGACAGUUGCUUGCCCACCGGAUGAAGUCACCACCUCUCUUGACUGUGCAGCCAGUGAGGCUCUGAUUUCAUGGCGCGAUGAGGCCAAUGUCAACUCCUACACCGCCACCAUCAAGGAUGAAGAUGGAGGACUUCUCAGCUGCAGCUCCACUACUCCCAGCUGCAGGGUACCCAACCUGAAGUGUGGACAGCUCUACACUGCCACUGUCAACCUCCAUGAUGGCAUUUGUCAAAACAUAAUUUCUCAGCCCAUCUUAAUGGAGUCUGUACCUUGUGGGCCUCAAGUGACCCGCAGCACAGGCUGUCAUUCACUGACCCUUGACUGGCCCCCGACAAUGAACGCAGAAGGCUACAUAACUGCAAUCUCAAACGGCGACAUGCAAAUGAACUACACCACCUCAGGGCCUGCGUUCAGCAUCAGCACACUGGACUGUGGAUAUAAUUACACAGUGAAAGUGAUGUCCUUCAACGGCACCUGUACCAGUGAAGCCACAGUACUACAUGACAAGCAGACACCAUGUGUGCCCACUAACGUGACCGUGACGAAAAACUGUAGCCAGGAUUUUGUGGAAGUGACUUGGCAAGCAAGCCGUGGCGCCCUAUCCUACAGAGUAACUGCAAUGGACAGUGAUGACCAGCAAGUGUGCUUUUCUGACGAGCCGUCAUGCAGGUUGGAAGGCCUUGCAUGUAGCCAAGUUUACAAUGUCAGAGUGACUGCCGUGGAUAACACCUGCUCUAGCAAUGAGAGCUCUCCGGUGAUACUACGGACAGUGCCCUGCCCUCCCUCUCAGGUUAACGUCAUAAUGCACUGUGCCUCCAACUCUGCCACGUUAACGUGGAACAGCAGCCCCAAUGCAGUGUCCUAUACCGGCAAGGCAGUGAACUCAGAUGGACACAUUGUGACCUGUGACGCAGGAAUAAACCUUAGUUGUCAAUUUAAUGAUCUGCAGUGUGGCAAGGAGUACACCUUCACUGUGUCAGCUUCAGGCGAUGACUGUGAAAGUCCUGACAGCGAUCCAGUUAUGGGUACAACUGCACCCUGUGACCCUACAAAUGUGAUGGCCGACCUCAACUGCCUCACUGGUGUAGUGACCGUGACUUGGGAGGCCAGCGCUGGAGCUAAUUACUACACAGUCCUCGCUGAGGCCAAUGGACGCUUUGACUCCUGUCGCUCCACCACCACUUCUUGUGACCUGACCCAGAUGCACUGUGGGGAGGACUAUACUGUGACCGUCCUGGCAGGGGAUGGAAAAUGCAACAGCUCCAUACUCACCAAAACCAACGUUACAACAGCCCCCUGUGCUCCAGUGAUCCAGGACUACUCUUUGGAUUGUGCCACCAACCACGUCGUGUUCACAUGGGUUGAGGACGAAGAUGCUGAGGUGGUCAUGGUCAAUGCAACCUCCAAUUUUGGAAACUUGGCGUCCUGCAGCUCCUCCACCGUCAACAGCUGUGUCCUGAAUGACCUGCAAUGUGGAAAUACCUACACCGUCUACCUUAUCGCAAGAGGAGACAAGUGUUGGGGCAAACAGAGCUCUCCUUUUGAGAUUGUCACAGCACCCUGUACCCCUGCAAAUGUGGGUUACACAUACUCCUGUGAAACUGGCAUCGCCUUAGUGAACUGGGAUGACAGUUUGGGAAGAAAAAGUUUCUAUGUCACACUCACUUCUGGAGACAACGUAGCCACCUGCAACACCACCCAGACCGACUGCUCCGUGCCCUCACUGCUCUGUGGUCAAUUAUACAUAGUGAAAGUGAUAAGCGUGGCUGACCACUGCAACAGCAUUGUGCCUGGUGAAACAGAAAUACAGACAGCCCCCUGUGCUCCCAUGAAUCUCAGUACCUCCCUAGUGUGCAACAACAACACAGGGGUGGUGAGCUGGAAUCCAAGUCCUGGUGCAGUUUCUUACCAAGUUAUGGCGAACGGCAGAGACGGCGACGCCAAACAAUGCACCACAACCAACACAAGUUGCUCCAUACCCAGCAUGCACUGCGCCCAGACCUACGUGAUCACUGUCACCCCUUUUUCUAGAACCUGCAAGGGCUUCACCAGCUACCCACACACUUACAUUGCAGGCCCCUGUCCCCCUACCAACGUUCAUGUGUCCCUGCAGUGUGCUGGAAACUUGGGCCAUGUGACCUGGGUUGAUGCCCUUCAAGCAGAUCUCUAUGUGGCCACUGCAGUACAUCCCACAGAUGAUCACAACCACACCUGCACGUCUAGCGGAACAGGCUGCACCUUCACAGACCUCCACUGCAGCGAGGAGGCUGAAGUCACGGUGGUCACCAUAGAGAGGGGUUGCACGAGUGAACCUAGCCAGCCUUUUAAUUUCCGAACAGUUCCGUGCCCACCAUCUGGUUUGACCGGAGUGACAACUUGCGCGAACAAUGACAUCACAGUUAGCUGGGACCAAAGUCCAGAAAGUCAUACUACCUACUUAAUCCAUUCUUACGAAGAUGGGGCCAGUGCCGACUACACCACAACCCAAACGUCCUAUCUACUCACCGGGCUGCAGUGUGGCGAGUUGUAUAUGCUGGCGGUCGCUGUCAAUGACAGUCAGUGCACCAGCAACUUCAGCGAGCCUAUACAAACUGAAACAGCUCCAUGUCCCCCAACUAACCUGACUGCCAGAGCUGACUGUGGCACCAACUUGGGAACACUGAAUUGGUCGCCGAGCAUCAAUGCUAUUUCCUACGUAGCUACAAUGACUGGCAACCACGGCCACGUAGUUACCUGUUCUACCAACACAACGACAUGCUCAGUGAAGCUGGACUGUGGACACCAGUACAGGGCAAUUGUGAUCGCUUCCAGUGCAACAUGCAACAGCAGCACAGGAGCAGUCUUAACUUUUGACUCGGCUCCCUGUCUGCCUGAAAAUGUGAUGGCAGUGCUGGAUUGCAAUGCUAACACCUUUGCCGUACAGUGGGACGGGAACGCUGGCAAUUUCGACUCUUACACUGCAAUCGCCAUUGGCAGUGAUGGCAGCCGCGUUACCUGUGACUCCACUACCACACAAUGCACCAUCCAGAACCUAAAAUGUGGCCUCAACUACAGCAUUGCCGUCACUACGUCAUCAAUCAACUGUGGCAUCAUCAACGGCUCCGAUUACACAAUACUAUCAGCUCCCUGUAAACUAGAAAACGUGCAGACAAUUCUGGAGUGCAGCACUGAUAUACUCACAGUGACCUGGGAAAACUCUGGCCCAGACCAGAAUGAUGUGGUGUCAGCAGUGAACAGCAGAGGAGCUACCACCACCUGCAACUCCACCACCUCCAACUGCACCUUCGAGAAUCUAUCCUGCGGAAAGACCUACUCCAUCAAUGUGGUCGGUCACACAGACACAUGCAGCAGUCAACCAGCUUUUGCACAGAGGGUCAACACAGCUCCAUGUGUUCCCACCCACGUCACAGCACAAGUGGACUGCAUGACUGGUAUCACUACGGUUACAUGGGAUCCAUCCAGUGGUGCCACAUCUUAUGUCGUUUAUGCUCGGAGCAGUCCUGACGAUGUUAGGGAAUGUAUCAACAUAGACACCAACUGUAAUUUCCCUAACCUGGAAUGUGGGCAGGUCUACACCAUUACAGUAGUGGCUCGCCAUGACUCCUGUGUCAGUCUGGUCAGUGAGUCCGUCAACAUCACCACAGUUCCUUGCCCUCUCAGUGGCCUACAGGUUAAUUUGGACUGCGACACCAACACAGCAUUGGUGUCUUGGACACCCGGUCGCGGGAUCCUCGACUACAACGCCACGGCUGAGAACUCUGCAAUCACACCUGUGCAGAGCUGCUCCACCAACGGCUCGUCAUGCAACAUUACCUCUCUGCACUGCGGAGAGACCUACACUGUGAAAGUCAGUGGACAGGGACAGAACUGCCCAAGUCCUCCUCAAGAAUGGCAGAGAAUCGUCUCGGCUCCCUGCCCUCCAACCCACCUCACAGUCGACUCUUCCUGUGAAUCAAAUGACAUCUCAGUGUCGUGGCAAGCCUCGCAGGGCUCGGCCUCAUACAUGGUCAUGGCCGUGGAUGCAGAGCAACACCGAUGGUCCUGUAACACCACUAGCACCACCUGCCAGAUAUUUGAUCUACCGUGUGGACAGCAGUACCAUGUCUAUGCUGUUGGUGUUGAUCAAAAUUGCUUUGGAUCCAAGAGUAACAUUGAAAUAUUUCGCACAGCUCCUUGUGUGCCACAGAACGUACAAACCGAAUUGGCCUGUCUGUCUGGUGUCCUCAAUAUUACCUGGGAGUCAACAGGUCACGUUGUUCAGUUCCAUGCCUCCGUGGUGAGCAGCCAAGGACACGCAAGCAGUUGCAACACCGAUGAGAAUUACUGUGUAGUACCCAAUUUGCAGUGCGGUCUGACCUACGAUGUCACAGUGUUGGCUGAAGAUGAAGCCUGCAACAGCUCCACCAGUCCCGCAAAGCAGGUCCUUACAGCUCCCUGCCCUCUCCCGACCUUCGUUCCCACUGUCGACUGUACCACCGGCGUUCUAUCUGUAACCUGGAGCAACAGUGUACCAGGAGUCGUGUACACGGUGUCUGCAGUUGACACUGCAGGUCACAAUUACACCUGCAGUGGCACAACCAGCGGCUGUAGUAUCAGCACACUGGAGUGCGGGACCAGGUACAACGUCACCAUCACACCAUCCAUGGACGGAUGUGUGGGCAGAGACAGCCCCGUGCAAGUAGUCACUACAGUUCCCUGUGUACCUUUCCUGAAUGAGGUGGAGAUUGACUGCCUAACAAACUCGGGCUUUGUGCUAUAUGAGGAAUCUGCUGGGGCCGAGAGCUAUGUCGUCUCUUAUUAUCCAUAUGGCGAGAGCCCUGUCAUCAUAUCAUUUGAAUGCAACUCCACGAGUGAAAACACGUGUAGUGUGCCUCCACUCAAUUGCAGUAACAACUACACCUUCACCAUCCAGGCCGUCAACAGUCAGUGCUCCAGUGCACACAGCAAUGCUUUCACAACUGAGACAGCUCCUUGUCCUCCUGUGGACGUACAGAAUAUAGUGAUCUGCGACAAUAGCACAGUUAGUGUCUCCUGGUCACCAGUUCCUGGUGCAGUAACCUACACUGCGACCCUGGAGCACAUAAAUGAAGGAACUUCCUGCUGUACCACAUCGGACACCAGCUGUGACAUCACCGAUCUGCCAUGUGGAGAAAUGUACAUUCUACUUGUAAUGGCUGAGGGGCGAACGUGCAACAGCUCCCAGAGCGCUGGAGACAUCGUCAGGACAGCGCCUUGUAUUCCUCAGAACCUCUCAGUGAGUCUGAGCUGCAGCAACAAUGUGGCCUCAGCAACGUGGAGCUACAACAAAGGACUAGGAAAUUUUUACAGAGUGAAGGCUGUGGCCGAUGAUGGCCACAUACAUGAAUGCAGCUCCCCCGAGAACCGUUGUGACCUGACAGACCUGCACUGUGGAGAGUAUUACACAGUCACUGUACAGGCAGAGGACAGAGACUGCACGAGCAAACCAAGCGACAGUGUGAGAAUCAAGACUGUGCCAUGCACCCCUGCAAGCAUCAGCUCUGUGGUGGACUGUGAGGCCAACGCUCUGAUUGUGUCCUGGUCUGAGAGCCUAGGAGCUGACUCCUAUAUCGCCACAGUGGAGGACAGUAACAAUCAGGUCACAACCUGCCAGGGUACAACUGAGGGCUCCUGCAAUGUGACAGGACUCGGCUGCGGGCUGAUCUACCAUGUAUCCGUGGUCUCCUCGGAUGGUUACUGCAACAGCCAGCCCACUUCGGUGAUUGACAUAUCUUCAGUUCCCUGUAAACCGAGACAUAUCAAGGCAGUGAUGGACUGCAACUCGCGGACAGCCCUGGUGGCGUGGUUCUCAACCGGUGGAGCUGAGAAGUAUGUGGUCACGGCAAUCUCUGCAUCAGGUCACAAUGACACCUGUGAGACCGUCCACACCAACUGUGAACUCCAUGGAGUGCUUUGUGGCCAGAGCUACUCUAUCUCUGUCGAAGCUCUGGGAGGGACAUGCAGCAGCAUCGGUCACAUGCAAGGAGUACUGGUUACCGAGUCAUGCAUCCCCGAACAUAUCACCAGUCAAUACAGCAUGACGAUCGGACAGGUGCAGUGGGGCGAGACGGCUGGUGCUGACUACUACACAGUUGAAGGGUUAACUUCUCAGGGCCGGAGGGUCUCCUGUAACACCACCGACACCUUCUGUGCUUUGUACAAUAUGGGCUGUGGCCAGAUGUACAACAUCAGUGUCACUGCAAACAAUGAAGCGUGCAAAGGAUCCACCUCGACCCAACCAGAUUCGUUGAAGACAGAGCCUUGCCCACCCCAAAAUGUGGAGACCAACGUGCAGUGUCAGAAUGAUGUAGGAACUGUGUCGUGGGAGACCAGUACAGGGGCAGUGGCCUAUGAGACAAGUCUUACCGGCCGUGAUGGCCACACUCUGUCCUGCAACACUAACAACACUUUCUGCAACGUAAACAGCCUCCACUGUGGAGUCAUCUACUACGUCAAUGUCAUCGCCAUCGGAGAGACGCUCAACAGUAGCGCCUCCAAUACUGUAUUGCUGACUGCAGCACCCUGUAGAGCUGGAAAUGUGGCAGCUCAUGUGGACUGCGACAACAACACGGCCGAAAUCACCUGGAGCUUCGCCAGCGGAGCGGACACCUACAUGGUGACAGCUUUAGCGACAAAUGGCCACCGGGCUACAUGUCAGACCGAGGAGGACCAUUGUGAUUUGAAUAAUCUGCAGUGUGGUGAGGCGUAUAUGGUCAGCCUCACAACCAUUGACGCAAACUGCCAGAUUGAGACACACACUAAUGUUACCUUCAGCACACGGCCCUGUAAACCUUUGCGUGUUGGAGUGGUCAUGGCGUGUGGAACAAGUACAGCCAGCAUGUACUGGGACGAAGCAGAGGGGGUGGAGUUAUACAUGGCUACUGCCCACCACUACAUGGGAAUGUUUUUGCAGUGCAACUCGACCAACCCCACCUGCCAGUUCCCCAACUUAGAGUGUGGGGAAACCUAUGAGUUCUCUGUAACUGCAUAUGGUAGCAUGUGCUACAGUGAAACCAGUGACACUGUGGAGAUUCAGACAGGACCCUGUCAGCCAACUGGUUUGACAGCGAGUGGGUCAUGUGACAAUGAUACGGUGGUGUUAGAUUGGUUGGCGGCUGAUGGGGCAUUACGCUACGUGGUUACAGCCACAGGAAACUUGGGAUACGUUGACUCUCUCCAAACCAACGAGACAACAGCCAUGUUUGACUUGCCCUGUGGACAAGAAUAUACCUUCACUGUAAUGGCUCAAGAUGAUCGCUGUGACAGUGCUGUAAGCACAUUUGGAGAACUCAAGACAGGUCCCUGCGUGCCUCAGGAUGUACAGACCUUUACACACUGUGAGAACAACCUGGGUAUGGCCAGCUGGGCCAUGAGCGAUGGGGCGGAAACCUACAUGGCUAUAGCAGUGGGAGAGGACAGCCACACCCAUGUGUGCGUCACAAACACCACCAACUGCACCUGGGAUGACCUGCACUGUGGUGACCAUUACAGCGUUCACGUCAUUGCUCUAGAUCAAUAUUGCACCAGCAUGCCAAGCAACAGCACGGCACGGAUACGAAUGGCACCCUGUAUUCCUCAGAUGGUGGUAUCACAUAUGAACUGUACUAUAAAGGUGGCGACGAUGUCCUGGAACGCCAGUGAAACUGCCACGUCUUACAUUGCGACAGCGCAGACGAACAGUGGCCACAAAAUGGAGGUAUCCACCGAUGUGACCUGGACCUUCUUUUCUGAGCUCCAGUGUGGCCAGGAGUACUUCCUGUCUGUUCAGGCAUCAGACUCUGAGUGCACAAGCCAACCCAGUCAGCCCUCAAGGCUCUAUUCAGAGCCCUGCUCUCCCACUAGCGUCUCCAGUAAGAUGAACUGCAUCUUUAACAUUGCCGCGGUAUCAUGGACUGGCUCGGCUGGGGCGGAUUUCUACACCGCCACAGUGACGCAGAGGGAUGGUCAAUCACUAAGCUGCUACUCUGACGAGGAACAGUGUGGCAUUCCCAAUGUACAAUGCGGACAGAACUACACUGUAACUGUUGUCGCCACACGCGGGGACUGUCAGUCGGACCCAAGUGAGCCCGACAUGCUGCAGUCAGUGCCUUGUAUUCCUACUGACGUGGCUGUGAAGUUGGACUGCUCUACAGAUCAGGCUGUCGUGUCCUGGAGUGCCAGUAAAGGGGCUCUGCUCUACAACGUGACGGCUUUGAGCACACAGGGAGAAAUAUCCCACUGUGAGACGUCCAACCAACUGUGUACCUUGACCAAACUAGUCUGUGGACAGUCCUACUCUGUCCAGGUGGUGGCAUCGGAUAAUAUUUGUUCAAGUUUACCCAGCCCAGCAACACAUUUCAAAACAGCUCCCUGCACACCUAUCCCUGGCUCAGUGGUUCUGGACUGCUAUACCAACUCUGCCCUCUUUGAAUGGGCCUUUGCUGAGGGUGCUGUGACCUACACCGCAACAGCCCAGUCCUCCAGAGGCCAUGUUUCCACCUGCACCACCAACCUCACCAACUGCGAGCUACAGGCUCUGCAGUGUGGCGAGAUCUAUAAUGUGAGGACUGUGGCCUCAAAUGAGGACUGCAGCAGCCCUUCAAGUGCUAGUUUGCAGGUGGAGUCAGUGCCUUGUGCUCCUGAAGGUCUUGCAUUUGAACUGACCUGCUCCACCAACAAAGCCUCUGUGCAGUGGGAGGCCAGCAGAGGAGCUGACUACUACAUUGUCCAAGCCUUUGGUGUGGAAGAAGAUGAAACUGGUUGUGAGACAAGCUCACUGUCCUGCAUCCUCCCGGACCUCAUGUGUGGUUUUACCUACAAUAUCAGUGUGCGUGCCGUUAACAGUGUGUGCAAUGUCUCCAGCAGUGAAAUAAAACAGCUGCAAGCAGUGCCCUGUGUACCGCAGCAGGUGGAGGCCCGGGUGGUUUGUGAGUCUGGAGUUGUGGCAGUCUCUUGGGAGCCCAGCAAAGGGGCUACAUCAUACACCACAGUUGCACAGGGUAACGGUGGCUAUGCAUCAAUGUGCAACAGCAGUCAAACAACAUGCGAUUUCGAUGACUUACUGUGUGGCCUGAGCUACUCUGUCACUGUUAGCGCUUCAGAUGGGACAUGUAGCAGUGCUGAAAGCUCGGCUGUGGAGAUCAACACAGUGCCAUGUGUACCACUAAAUGUGACAGCCGAGAUGAUAUGCAGUAAUGACACCGGCGUUGUGUCGUGGGAAGUAGAGGAUGGUGUUUCCUCCUACAUGGUGCAAGCUUUUGGGCCCGAUGGUCACAGGCCAACAUGUAGCAGCACAUCAAACAGUUGCCAGCUACCUGACAUGCAUUGCGGCCAGCUUUACAACCUGACAGUGACAGCUAAGGAUCAACAGUGUGGCAGCAAAGAUGCUUUUCUCAACCUGCAGUCAGUGCCUUGCAAGCCCACCAAUGUUAAGGCUUCCCUACAGUGCCACUCAAACAUUAUUGCAGUGACUUGGGAGCGAGCCAGUGGAGCGCUCUCCUAUCGCGCAGUGGGUGUUACAGCAGACGGAAGCCACACUAUUGAAUGUGAAAACACUGAAACCUAUUGUGAUCUGAGUGAUGUGCAAUGUGGACAGACCUACACUGUAAGCGUGUUCAGCAUGGAUGACUCCUGUACCAGUGUGGAGAGUGACAAAGCCUACGUGCGAACAGGCCCCUGUGCACCCCAAAAUGUGGCUGUCGAAUCAGAGUGUGAUGCUGACGCCAUGUCUGUGUCCUGGUCCCCCAACCCCGAUGCCCAAUAUUUCUAUGUGCUGGCAGUGAGCAACACCGGUGCAAGACUCCCCUGUAACUCCAGUGACAACUCAUGCACUUUAAGUAAUCUACCAUGUGGACAAAGCUACAACAUUACUGUGCUGUCUGUAAGAGAUGGCUGUGAGAGUAAGCCGAGCGCUGUUGUAGAGACUUCCUCAGCUCCAUGUCCACCCAGGAACGCUAACGUCCGUCUGGAGUGCAAAACAGAUGGUGUUUGGGUGACAUGGGACGUCUCACAAGGAGCCGUCAACUACAUUGUGCGGGCCAUGGAGGCUGGAGGUCACAACUCCAGCUGCACCGCCACCAGCUCUCACUGCCAAGUGUCAGAUCUGAAAUGUGCAACGAAUUACACCCUCAGAGUCUAUGCUGUCAACAAUUACUGUGAGAGUAGCGAGAGUAACAGUACUACCCUUCAGAUUGAGACAGGUCCUUGCGCUCUAACAGCCGUUAAUGCAACAACAGAAUGCAACAGUGACACAAUCCUUGUUGAAUGGGAACCAACACACGACACGCCCAUCUACCUGGUGAAUGCUGACGGCCAUGACAACACCGUCAUCUCCUGUAACAGCACCACCACUUCAUGUGAACUCUCGGACGUCCGCUGUGACAUGCAUUACAGCAUCAUAGUAAUAGCUUCUUCUGAUAAGUGCAGCAGCCUCAGAAGCAAAGCAAGGAAGCAUACUACAGCGCCCUGUCCCCCACAAAACGUGACAGUAGAGCCAUCAUGUGAGGAGAAUGGAGUCACAGUAUCGUGGGUACAGUCCCAUGUGGCUAUAUCUUACGAGCUGGUAGCCACCGCAAGUGAUGGACAUAGUACGAGCUGCAACACCACAGUGAACAACUGCACCCUGUCAGACCUGCACUGCGGACAGAUGUACCUCUUAUCCAUCGUCGCCAGAGGAGAGAACUGCACGAGCGAGCCCAGUACUUUGUUCUUCCAAGCAGUACCCUGUGAUCCCGCCGGUCUCACGGUGACUCUGGAUUGUAAUACCAAUUCUGCCAGUCUGUCUUGGGAUGCCAGUCAGGGCGCUGUGGAGUAUUUCGCCUGCGCCCAAUCUCUUGAUGGAGAUGCGCUUUACUGUAGCAGCACUGUCAACUCCUGCACCAUCGAAGGCCUGGAAUGUGGUGACAUUUACAAUUUCUCAGUUGAAGCCUCUAACGGCGCCUGCAACAGCUCAUUUAGUCCACCUGUGGAGAUGGGAGCAGCUCCAUGCCCUCCAACUGGCCUAAAAGUCCGAAUGCAGAGGAUAGAUCAAAAUCACUGGGCCAUGAUGUCAUGGGACAGGGUCAAUUGUACUAAUGUUGAAUACCUUGCACUGGUAACUGGUCAAAUUCAAAACAACCCAAUGUCCCUGAUGAAUAUCUCUUCUUACUGGCUGCCCAGGCCAUACUUUGAGUUUCCAAUGCCUUGCAGUACAUCUUAUACCUUUACUGUAAGGGCCAGAAACUCAGCCGGGGAAAGUGAGCCAUCUGUUGCAUUAAAUGAAAUAACAGUCCCCUGUGCUCCACAGAAUGUGAGAUACAUUGGUACUGUUCAGUCUGCUACAUUUUCCUGGGAUAUGUCGGUGUUUGCCACAAGGUACACUGUCUACAAUGUGUCUGGAUCAGUGCGUAACAUUCUUUGCAGCACCUCAAUGCUCACCUGCCAGGUGACCAACUUCGAUCCUGACACCACUGAAAUGACAGCCAGCAAUGCAGUGGGAGAGAGCAUCCCUACCAGAAAAAUCACAGGUCCAGUUGGAAGACGCAGAAGAAGAGAUUUGCGAGGCCCUGAAAUCUUUUCCCAGUUAGACAGUGGUCUUGAAAUCCCCACAGUGCUGAAUGUAACAGGAAGUGGAGUUUCCUUGUACGUGAAGUGGAAGAUGGUGAAGGAUGCAACUGAGUACUCACUCGUGAUUGAGGAGGGACGGAAAGAGCAGCAGGCCGAACAGAAACCGAUUUUGAGAAUUGUGGAAGGUGAUUUUUACAUAGAGACUGACCUCAAGCCCUGGACCACCUACUGCAUCAGGCUGGCAGCCAGAAACACCAUGAACCAAAGCAACUACUCUCAGCUGAUGUGCAGAACCACUGGUGCUUCCUAAUAAAGCACAACAGAUCCCCUUAAAUAGACACUGGACUCAGCAGAAAUACCAACAUAUUGGUUAUAUGUUUGUCUUUUUCACUCUGUAGCAUCCAUAACAGAUUUUUUAUUGGUUCAAUCUCUAAGAAGGUUAGGAGUAAAAAUGUAAAAAUAAAGUAAUUAUAAUUAUAAAGCUAUAACAAAAUUCUUUUCUUUGGGGGUAUGUCUUUACAUCUUACAUGUCACAAAUAAAUGACGAUCAGACUUAAAGAGAAGCUUAAGAUUUGAAUGCUUAUGAAUCUUUGUUAGGAGUAGCAUAUAUACUUCUCCAUAUAUUCACAUAUUCAUAGUCGUGGCUGUCUAGCUAAAAAGUAUUGCUAAAAUUAUAUUUAUCAAAAAUAGUUUUAUUUUUAGAUAGAUUAUUAGAUUCUCUGGAUGAUUGUUUGACUCAAAACGUAGUGUAAACAAAUAAACUGAUAAUUUAUCAAGCAAUAUU
Larimichthys crocea (large yellow croaker) is the source of this 13587-nucleotide messenger RNA. RefSeq names its product fibronectin type III domain containing 7b (gene fndc7b). Lineage: Eukaryota; Metazoa; Chordata; Actinopteri; Sciaenidae. The record is from RefSeq and is a predicted model, not a curated record. Gene Ontology annotation, molecular function: protein binding. The transcript is spliced from 52 exons. The coding region runs from base 1 to 13113 and encodes 4370 amino acids.